Molecule: messenger RNA, 1464 nt
Organism: Cylindrotheca closterium
Lineage: Eukaryota; Bacillariophyta; Bacillariophyceae; Bacillariales; Bacillariaceae
Source: the annotation of a GenBank genome assembly
AUGGGAAUCGCUGCGUCAAUAUUCCAGAACAAUCCAACCGAGACGACCACCCAGCCCAAAAAGGAAAAGGUUCCAGAGGAUGUCAAAGCCGAUUGGGUAAAAGCGGUUGACAAAUUUACAAAGGAUAUUCUUGAUCCAAGCUAUCUCCAUCUUCCUGUUCGAGGAUCUACAUUGAAUGCAUCCUUGCUGUACCCAAGUGACUACCCAGACCACCCGGGUCUGAUGCCAGGUACUCACAAGCAUUUGGGGGGUGCCUAUGAUCCCACCGAUGGAUGUAUCUAUGGAGUUCCGGCCAAUUCCAAGUCGAUUUUAUGUAUUUACAAAAAUGAGGAGGAUGGAGAAUAUCGAAUGAAAGCAAUUCCCUUGCCAGAGCGUAUUCAAAAACGUCAAAUGAAAUGGCUUCGUGGUAUCAUUGCACAUGGAUAUCUUUGGGCCAUUCCAGCCUGGGCGGAUUCUCUACUCUGCGUAGAUAUUGAUGCAUACUGGGGACGACGUGAAUUGGCAGAGGGGCAAACGGACUAUGUGAAUCUCAUUCCAUUGCCGGAGGGGCACCCAAAGAGUAUGCGGUGGCAAUGGCACGGCGCGGGUAUCAAUAUUGAACAAACUGCAAUCUACUGUAUUCCUUCCAACACCAAACAAGUCCUAAAGGUCGAUGUUGCAACAAAGACGACUUGUUUCAUUGAGAUUGAAUACGACAAGGAAAAGUACACUGACUUCGAGCUCGACUGUACAAACAAAUGGUAUGGCGGCAUCGUUGGAGAUGACAAUGCUAUCUAUGGUAUCCCGUAUCGAGCUCCUGGUGUGCUCCGAAUCGAUUCGACAAACGAUACAGCCAAGAUAAUUGGUCCAAAUUACGGUGUCGGCAACUUCUUCUGGCAUGGAGGAAUCAAGAAGCACGGGAAGAUUUAUGCCCAUCCAAGUCAUGCCGAAACAGUCCUUGUGAUUGAUACGAAAAAAGAAAGCAGAGGCUUGAUAUCAGAGUUGGAAAUUCAUAGAGGAGAAAAUGACAAAAGCGAUCGAACAAAGUUCAAAUGGCUCGGUGGAAGUGUUGGUGCAGAUGGAAACAUAUAUUGCCCCGCAUGUGAUGUGUCCGCAGUUUUGAAAAUCAAUCCUACAACAGACCAUUGUGAGACCUUCGGCUUCGCAGGAACUACGAAAAACAAGUGGCAAGGUGGUACACUGUCAACUAGAGACAAUUGCAUAUAUUGCAUUCCAGCUGAUGGGGUUCAUGUAUGCAGAAUUGCAACAGAUCCGAAUAUCGAGGGAGAGAAUCCGGUGCAGUUAUUAGGGAACUUGCCCGAAUCAAAAGACAAGUGGCAAGGAGCUGCAACUGGCUUGGAUGGGUCUCUCUACUUUAUUCCCGAGAACGGAUACCGUGUGAUGAAGGUAACUCCUCCUCCCCAACCUCCGAAGAUCGUGGAUGGCAAACUUCCCGAGGACGAUGUAAAAAUCGAGCUAAUGUAA